AAUUUUAGUUGUAACUUAUUUACUUGAAUAUUAUACAAAAAACGCAACUGAAAAUAUUGGAUGGUUAAUUGUGAUUUCAAAAGCAUUACCAGAUUUAUAUACACAUAAAUUAGAAUAUUGCGUGAGUGAAUUAUUUUAUAAAAGAUGCAUGGAAGGAUUAGAAAUAUCAAAUAUUAUUGAACAUACAGAUAUUGUACCAAAAAAAUAUCAAAUUACUUCAAAUAAGUUCAUAGCAUUUAAUCCUAUUUCGACACUUAUUUCAACAAGUGAGCCAACAGUCAAUUUUAAACCUUUGGGAAAUGAUUUGAAAUUAAGAUUGGCAAAACUUUACGUAAAAUUUUUUUCAAAAGAUUAUGAAAAUUAUUCUCCAAUCAUAAAAAUAGUUCCUUUACAUAAUUUUACUAUUAAUAGUAUAUCUCAAAAAACUUAUAACCACGGAGGUUCAUUUAUUAUCAAGCUAUUGAAACUGCUAUUUAUUCCUCGAAGUUAUUUUGUUAAUAAUUCAGAUAAUACAAAAUAUUUUUCACAACUUAGUCCAUUUGUUCAAAUCAUUAGAGCAGAAAGUAAUGAUGACAUAUUUAAUAACCCAGUGAUGGAAGCA
Funneliformis geosporum is the source of this 601-nucleotide messenger RNA. The record is from the annotation of a GenBank genome assembly. NCBI's taxonomy places the organism in Eukaryota, Fungi, Glomeromycota, Glomeromycetes, Glomerales, Glomeraceae.